Messenger RNA from Ceutorhynchus assimilis (cabbage seed weevil), 2660 nucleotides. Lineage: Eukaryota; Metazoa; Arthropoda; Insecta; Coleoptera; Curculionidae. The record is from the annotation of a GenBank genome assembly.
GUUUGAAAUGAAAAAUAUAGAGAGAUUUUGAGUCACAUAAAUUUUGAAAUACGUUAUACGCUAAACGUUAAACUGAGCAAGCGCAGUCUCUGAAAAAUAGCGGGUGACAUUCAGCCUCUUUUAGUUUUUGAAGCCAAAACUUGUGAAGGACGUUAUACGCUAAACGUUAAUGAAAAUUUGUGGUUAGGAUUUUGAUUUUGUGUAACUAGUUCAAAUUUUAUGUUGUCUAUUGUUUAUGUUAGCAUCGUAGGUAUUUAUUUGUGUAAUUGUGUACUGCACUUCAUGGAUAACAUUGAAAAUAUAAUAGGACGUCAAAAUGCUGAAAAGAUGUUAAAACGUUAACGGCUAAUAACGUUCCGUUUAUUUCCACAUAAUUAGCGUAGUACGUUACCGCUUAUUAAGCGGACCGGUUAUUUUUUACAAAUAGGUGGCUCAAAAUCUCUCUAAAUGAAUGGGUAACACAUGGGUAAGCAAGCUCUUAGGCUAUGUUCUAAGCUUAAAAUAUACAUGAAAACCUGAAAAAUGUCUGAAGUUGAGUCUAAGGACGAAAGCGAAAGACUGGUCGGAGUUGAAUAUGAAGAGACACCAGCACUAGAGGUGGAAGAUCCUGAUUGUGAGUCUGGGCAUGAUGGAGAAGAGACGGUUGUAGACUUGGGGUUUAGUGUAGGAGAACGAUUUUCCAGUUUCGGAGAAUUCGAUAAGAUAUUCCUAAAAGCAUUUCAAGCCCGUCAUGUUUGUUUUUAUAAAAGCCAGAUUGAAACCAUUCAAUCUGCACAGCGUAGACUUUUCAAGCAUAAUAAGUCAUUGGUCAAUUACAGCUUUAAACCAGAGUUGAAAUAUUACUAUUUGAGAUAUAAAUGCCUUUUCUCAGGUAGAUUUAAAUCCCAAGGAACUGGGGCAUCUGUUACAACUUGUCCAGCCUCAAUUUCAUUAUCUCUAAAAAAAACCACUGACAAUGAACAGUUUCUUGAAGUAAUUAGUGUGGACAACCGUCAUCAUCAUCCUGUGAGCCAAGAGCACAAACCGUCAGAAUAUGGCGGAUUGACAGAUACAGCUACUGAUAACAUAAUUGAAAAGAGAACUACAGAAGACAAAAAUUUUAGAGCAGUUUUAGCAAAAGGUGAACAUAUUGCAAAGCUGGCUUCCGUCAGCGACAAUAAACGAUUUCAUGAAAUACUUAAAAAUCUUGAUGAUUUAAUUCUCUAUUUAAAAUGCGUUGAAAACGAGGUUGAAAAUGAUGAUGAUGAUGAUGAUGAUUAGGUACUGAUGAAGAAAAAAUGGAAUUGGACAAAAAUAAUAAGGAUGAACUAUAACUUAUUGAACCUGACAGUGAAUUAAAUGUAAUCUAUUUGUAGAUUUACAAACUUUUUUUGUAUUGAUACUGAUCAUAUCAGUUGGAAAAUUAGUAUUUCCAAUGAGGGCGGGCUAGCUGAUUGGCCAAAUUUGCCCAUUGACUCUUAUGUGAUAACUCAUGAGCCUACAAAACGUUUUAUGCAACACUCAUGUAAUUGUGUUAAUGAUAAAAGAUGGAAAUAAUAAAAAUUUGAAAUUGCAUUGUCAGAAAUAGUUAUCAACGUUAUAAGGCCGAUAGGUAGCAAAAAACGGCUGGGUUGAAAUUUGUAUCAUCAUAAUCAGCCAAGGCUGUUAUUUGAAGUUAUUGGCCGUGUUUCGUUCUAAAUUUUUCGUUAUACUGCAAAUAUUUUUCAAUCAAAUAAAAAAAAAACACUCUCUCGGCCAAAGGCCGACGGCGUGUUAUUUAUAUUUAAUUGGUCGGCAAAUACAUAACGGCCGGCGGUCAGUUAAAUAUACCUUUUCGAUUUCAAUUUCGCUCAUGUUAUAUUGAGAUAACGGUACACUAUCACGAAAAAAAAAAAAAAACGUGCAGCCUUCUUUAAAUCACACAAUGGAUCUCUACACCGUACUACACGGCAACAAGUCGGUGAUGUGAUAGUAGUUCAGCAGUUCAGCUUAGGUUUCAGACAAGUAAAUAGUAAAUGCGCUUGGCUACUAGACUCUAGGGUUCUAUUUAACCAUCGUCGGAGCGUAACCGGUUCUGAAAUCACGUCACUUUUGCUUAUCGGCCGCGUUUUUGGUAAUCGCCGCUUGCCGCCAUAUUGGUGUGAUACCAUUUCCGACGACAUAACUAAGUAAGUAGUCAGCUAUUUAAACAGCCUACGUCACAACUGGUAUUUUGGCUAGGGGGAUUUGUUACCCGCAGGCCUUAUGAGGAUAGGCCAUCUUGUAGUAGUAGUGUGUAUUAUCCUUGAAUCCAAUCCAGGGCUGGGAUCAUGACAAGAAGAAUUCUACUAAAAUUCUACCAUCAUGAUUGCCUGUACUGUACGCAAUAAAUAGGUCGCGGAUGACGUCAUGGAAGUAGAAUUCCACUCGUCGUGAUCCCAGCCCAGGUGACAUACAAGAUGGCUUGGCGGACACAUAUGGGCCAAAAAACACAAAAAAAUAUUUAGUUUCUGCCUGACUUUAAUAAUUUACGUACUAGUCAACAAAUAUUUUAUUAUAGUUAUUUAUGUAUCAAGGGUACUAAGUAGAUAAUUAUGCCCUGAGGGCGACAGCCUUACAAAGCCGAGGGCCUCUGGCCCGAGGGUUCGUAAGUCGCCCAUGGGUAUACAUCUAUUAGUACCCGUGCCGUGGUGCAUACAAAC